UCGCAGCGAGGAGGAGAAAGGAGGGUUUGAGCUCUGGCUGCUUUAAUUGUGCAGUUUUGCACACAAAAAAAACAACAACAAAAAAAAAAAGGCUGCAGCGGAGAUUCAGAGGCGAUAAUUGGGACCAUGAGGACAAGUACAUGCUGACCAGAGGAGAUAUGUUGACGCUGCCAUUCGAGGACCCUCAUAUGAUGUGCGAGCCGCGCUUUGGUGCCAACUAUCCCCGCGAAAGCCUGCCUGACAGCCUGCAACAGCAGGAGCGACAACAGCGCCCCGCAGCCAGAUCCGACCCGGAGAUGAUGAGGGAGGCCGAGGACGACCUUUCCGACAGAGAGGAAGACGAGAGAGAGGACGACCAGGACGAGAACGGGCUACAGAAGAAACGGGGGCCGCGGAAAAAGAGGCCCGGCAAGGAGCAGGUGGACAGGGCCAAACUCCGGCGCCAGGAAGCCAACGCCCGGGAGCGCAGCCGGAUGCACGGCUUGAACGCCGCGCUGGAGAGUCUGCGCAAAGUUGUGCCGUGCUAUUCGAAAACUCAGAAACUGUCCAAGAUCGAGACGCUAAGACUGGCAAAGAAUUACAUCUGGGCCCUAUCAGAGACCCUGAGCGCGGGGAAGAGACCGGACCUCCUCGCUUUUGUGCAAACUUUGUGCAAAGGAUUAUCUCAGCCAACCACCAACUUGGUGGCGGGCUGUUUGCAGCUGAAUGCCAGAAAUUUCCUCACGGAUCACAAUGGAGAGGUGAUGUUUUCUGGCAGGUCGCCUUACGAAGCUAUGUACUCGUACACCAGCUCGGACAUGAACUCGCCUCCGGGCCACAGCGGCGGCGCGCUGGACUCCGGCUCCAAGCCUUUCCGACACUACAGCUACAGCAGCGCCUACGAAACUUACUUCGAGAACCCGUCCCCGGACAGUGGGAGCCCGCAUUUCGACGGCCAGCUGAGCCCCCCGAUGAACUUCAAUGGAAUUUUUUCCCUAAAACACGACGACCCGCAAGAUUAUGGGAAAAGCAGCCACUAUGGCGUGCGCUAUUGUGGCGCGCCAGGGCGCUCGGCCCUCGCACCGAACUCAAUGUACCGAGUCUCCCCAGAGGCCCGUUUCCCCUACGACCUGCACGUCCGCAGCCAGUCCUUCCAGACGCAGGGGGAGGUCAAUGGCUCUUACCACAACUGAUUCAUCACAUGGGACAAAGUGCAAACUUAAGAUGCAAAUUUCUCUGCACAAAAGUAAAAAGUGAAAGAAAGAAAAAAAAAAAC
Poeciliopsis prolifica (blackstripe livebearer) is the source of this 1255-nucleotide messenger RNA. RefSeq names its product neuronal differentiation 6b (gene neurod6b). The record is from RefSeq and is a predicted model, not a curated record. Gene Ontology annotation, molecular function: protein dimerization activity. The transcript has 2 exons. Lineage: Eukaryota; Metazoa; Chordata; Actinopteri; Cyprinodontiformes; Poeciliidae. The coding region runs from base 141 to 1172 and encodes 343 amino acids.